GUGGUGCGCGGCGCCGUCCAAUCAGCGCGCCGGUGCUUUCGGUUCGCGGGAAAAUGGCAGAGGGUGCGAAAAGUGAGGGCGGCUCGCAGGCUUGCGGGCUCGCGUUGCUGUGAAGCGGCGAUCUACGCUGCGUUGCCUCUGCGGCCAUCGGGGGCAUUUUUAAACGAAGGGAUUGUUGUUGUUGUGGAGGCGAGAGCCCCGAAGCGAGGGAGAAGGGGAGGGGCCGCGAUCCAAGAGGCGACGCUCAGGGCCGUCGCCGUUUCGCUGCGCCCAUGGAGCUCGGGCCUAAGCGGGAUAUAUUUGUGCCGUGUUUGGUGAGCUUGGAUCGCUUGUCGGAGAUCUGUAGGCAGCAGAAGCUAAAGUGUGCUGAUCUUGACAUUACCCGGCACAAUCUUAACUACUAUGAAGUGGAAUACUUGUGCAACUACCAGAAAAAAGAGGAUAUGGAGUUUUACCUGGUGAAAUGGAAAGGAUACCCAGAGUCUGAAAAUAGCUGGUUAUCACGCAAAGAUCUCAAAUGCAAAGAUCUGUUGAAUGUCUUCCACAAAGACAUGGAAAGGGAGUCGAAGAGGCAAAGACAAGUUCAAAUCGUCAAUGGAAAGAAGCCCAGAAGACAUAUCCGUAAGCUUCACCCCACUGUGGCCGAGUACCUGAAAUUGAAAGGUCAGCAGAGGCUACUACUAGCCGCCUGGCAGAAGGACCUGAACCGGAAGAAGAACCACAGCGCUCUCAUCCUAGUGGAAAAUGAUGUCGACCUCGAGGGUCCUCCAGCGUCCUUUAUAUACAUCAACGAGUACCGACCAAUGGAUGGUGUUGUCAUGGCUAAAGAGCCUGUGGUUGGUUGCAGCUGCAAGGACUGCUUUUCAGAACGGGGAAAUGGAUGCUGCCCUACAAUCAAUUUUACCAGCUUUGCCUACAACAACUCUGGUCGUGUGAAGGUGAAGCCCGGAACACCAAUCUACGAGUGCAACUCCCUGUGCCAGUGUGGGCCCGAGUGCAAGAACAGAGUCGUGCAGAAAGGCAUCCCGUUCCCACUCUGCAUCUUCCGCACCGAUAACGGCCGUGGCUGGGGAGUAAAAACUAUGCAGAAGAUCAAGAAGAACAGCUUUGUGAUGGAGUAUGUGGGAGAGCUCAUCCCCUCGGAGGAGGCUGAACGUCGUGGUGUGAUCUAUGACAGGGCAGGAACAACCUACCUCUUCGAUCUUGACUUCUGCAAGGAUGACUACACUGUCGAUGCAACCUUCUACGGCAACAUCUCCCACUUUGUCAACCACAGUUGUGAACCAAACCUACAGGUGUACAGCACUUUCAUCAAUAACCAUGACUUCAGUCAACCACGCAUUGCCUUCUUUGCCAUGGAUGACUUAGCAGCUGGGGAAGAGCUGACAUUUGAUUACAACAUCAAAGAAAUUACAGAAGAUAUGGCUGAUGCUCCCAAUAGCCCGAUUCAGGCUAGCCCACUUUCCAGUCACAAAUGCCCGGAUUCCAGUAGCCGGGCUUUGCAUGGUCAAGUCACCAAUGGCCCUGUUGCCAUUGCUUCCUAUUCAAUUGCACCAGAUUCCAGUGGAUCUGUCCCUAAUGGGAGUAUUACAAAUGGCCAGGUUCUAAAUUCUCCAAUAUCUAAUGGUCUGGUUCCAAACGGUUUGGUUAAAAAUGAUCUGAUUUCAAAUAGUUCAAGUCAAAAUGAGUCGUGUAACAAAGACACUGUGCUUCACACCACUGUGACCACAAGCCCCAAGCAGAGAGCCCGCAUUACCUGUAAAUGUGGAGCAAGUACAUGUCGGAAGUUUUUAUACUGAAACCCAUCACCUCCGCUGUGUUCUAAUUAUUCAUUUUCUAAAACGAGGAGCUUUGUUGCGAGUGUGGUAUGUUGAACUCUUAUUACCACCUGAUUAAUGCAGCUUUGUAAAUAAAAUCAUAACUCCACUUUUUUUAUUUAAAUUCAAUCAAUGCAGGAUUUGAUUUGUGGUUUAUAUUCGUAAUACAUUUUUGGGUCGGAUUGUAUAAAUAAAAUGUGUAUAGUAUACUGUCCCCCACCCCACAGCCAAUUGCUUUUGUAAACGUUUCAAUUUAUACUGCUUAGGCACACGUAUAUUUUGUAGAGCAAUCCACAAAAUGUAACAAGUGUGUACGAAGUUUAUCUGGAUGUUAAACCAGCAUCAUUAGGUAUUUACUGGUUGGAACUACCAGUGAAACGUUUCACAUUGUAUGGCGUUUCUGCGGCCGUCUGGAAUGCAUUUCUGAUGUUAGGAAGCCACGAGAGCUAUGCACUUUUAAAUCUAGAUUGAAAACGAAUUUGUUUAGAACAGUUUUUUUUGUGUUUAGUUGUCCUUCCCCCGCACCUCCGAUUAGCACGGUUGGCUACAUACAGUGUGCAAGAAAUUAAAAAUACAACCAGCAUCAUCAGGCAGUUGGUUGUGAUUGCCAGCAAAACGCCAUACCCGAUUGUUAAAUGUGGAUUGCUCUCCAACAUACGGGUGUGCUGAAGCAGUAAUCAAUUUUGAUUGAAAACUUUCAUGACUGCAGGAAUUAAGCUUUGGUAAAGUCACGUAGAUAGAAUUUUUUUAAAUAAAAAUAAAGUGAAUUAAAGGAAAAUAAAAAAACUAAACCAUUAAUGUAGACUGUAGCUUGGUUCUUAAUCGGUCUGAGUGUACUGACAGUCUACAAUGUAGACUGUAGCCUGGUUCUUAACCUCGUUGAGCAUACUGGCAGUCUAAGGUAGACUGAAGCCUGGUUUUUAAGCUUGGUGAGCGUUUCGGCAUUCUAUAAUGUAGACUGUCACAAUGCUGCGUGCUUUAAAAGUUAUAGAUUCUAGUGCUGUGGCUAUGGAAAAUAUUUUUUCAUUAAAGAGAAAAAAAUAUUUUUGUUUAGAUUUUUAUCUUUUAUUAUUUUUAUUUUUUUGUUACUGAAAGAACCAAGAAUAAGUCUACAUUAUAGACUGCCAGGACACUCCGAUUAAGAACCAGGCUACAGUCUACAUUCAUGUUUUUUAUUUUUAAAAUUAUUUUUCGAUCUACGUAACUUUACCGAAAGAACCAAAGAAUACAGUAAUAAAUUGGCACAUUUGUUCACAUGACAACUGAAUUGUCUGCGGAGGAUGGUGUAAAACGUACUGGCAAUAUUACCCAAAAAUAUAUUAUGCAUUGCAAUAUUGAUUGUGAAAUUCUAUGUUUUGAAGUGGGUUUUUUUAUUGUUUUGUGUUACCCUGCAUGACUUAAAUUGCCUUUACAGAAGUACAAUGGCUCAUCUAAGAUGCUGGCAAAGGUGUGCUGUGUGCUUUUAAAAGUUAUACAUUCUAGUGCUGUGGCUAUGGAAAAUAUUUUUUCAUCAACAAUUGUCAGUACAUUGCUACUUACGUUAUUCCAUUUGGCCUGAGGAUAUUUUAAAUUUACAUUUAGAAAUUGUAGACAUUAAAACAAUUAUCAAGAGUCUUGACUUUGUUUUUCUUGUAAUGCAUUUUCUAUAUUUUAAAGCCUUGCCAGCUUAUUGCUUAAAUUAUGCUAAACUAAUUAGCCAUAUGUGACAAUGAGAUGUCAUUAGAAUGUCAAGGUUUUAAGUCUCAUUGCUACAUAAUAUGAGGGUCAAUGUUGAAUUGAGGUAAAAUGAAAGUGUUUUGUAAAAUUUUAACCACGUGUGUAUUUCCUUCAUGUUCGAAGACUGAUGUGCUUUGUGAACUAGCAUGAGAGCGUUAAGAAAUUGGAUACUUGUAUUAUGACUUAUUGGAACAGUUCCCUACAUACAGAAUAUACAAGUCCAUUUUGUUUUAACUACAUAAAAUAUACAAAGUUUGAAUGUUACUUCAUGGCAUUAAUAAUUGCUAUAUAUUUCAAAAUCCAAAUCCUCUGCAUCGGUAAAACGUUUGUAUGGAUUUGCAGCACUUGUUAAAGUUUAUUUGCUGUUAAAUAUUCAGUAGAACAUGAAAGGUAUUAUUGGAGUGGUACCGUAAGUAUUGACCGAGAUGAACUGCAUUUGUUAAACUUGACAACUUUAAUAAAUUGAAUGUGACUAUUAA
This is a messenger RNA of Petromyzon marinus (sea lamprey), 4012 nucleotides long. It is a transcript of the gene SUV39H2, whose product is annotated as SUV39H2 histone lysine methyltransferase. Gene Ontology annotation, molecular function: zinc ion binding; protein binding; histone H3K9 methyltransferase activity. Gene Ontology annotation, cellular component: nucleus. Lineage: Eukaryota; Metazoa; Chordata; Hyperoartia; Petromyzontiformes; Petromyzontidae. The record is from RefSeq and is a predicted model, not a curated record.